UUCUCCUGCUGGCUCUGCUGAACUUUUUCGUCGUUGCGAACGAAAAAACCUUAUUCCUCCAUUUUCCUCCCAUAAUUUGUGGCAGCGCUGGAACGACGCGCGUUCGAUUCAAAAUUUCACCCAAAAAGGUUUCCCGCAGCCGUUCGUCUGCCGUCGCUUCCGCGACCACAGCCACGACGACGAUGAGCAGCAGCACUUCCGGUUCGUCGGGCCUGCAGAUGUCCACCUCGUCGACGGUGCUGAGCCUGGCGGAGAAGCAAAAGUACAUCGAGGACUACGACUUCCCGUACUGCGACGAGUCGAGCAAGUACGAAAAGGUGGCCAAGAUUGGCCAGGGCACGUUCGGGGAGGUGUUCAAGGCCCGGGAGAAAAAGUCCAACAAAAAGUUCGUGGCCAUGAAGAAGGUGCUGAUGGACAACGAAAAGGAGGGCUUUCCGAUUACGGCUCUGCGGGAGAUUCGUAUCUUGCAGCUGCUGAAGCACGAGAAUGUGGUGAAUCUGAUUGAGAUUUGCCGGACGAAGGCAACGGCCAACAAUCGGUACAGGUCUACGUUUUAUCUGGUGUUUGACUUUUGCGAGCACGAUCUGGCCGGGUUGUUGUCGAACAUCAACGUCAAGUUCAGCCUCGGCGAGAUCAAGAAGGUCAUGCAGCAGCUGCUGAACGGGCUGUACUACAUUCACAGCAACAAGAUUCUGCACCGUGACAUGAAGGCGGCCAACGUGCUGAUCACCAAGAACGGUGUCCUCAAGCUGGCCGAUUUCGGUCUGGCGCGUGCCUUCAGCAUUACCAAAAACGGUCAAGCCAAUCGGUACACGAACCGCGUGGUCACACUGUGGUACCGUCCGCCAGAGCUUCUGCUCGGCGACCGCAACUACGGUCCUCCCGUUGAUAUGUGGGGCGCCGGCUGCAUCAUGGCGGAAAUGUGGACCCGAUCACCGAUCAUGCAGGGCGCCACCGAGCAGCAGCAGCUCAUUUUUAUCUCGCAGCUGUGCGGAUCGUUCACACCGGACGUGUGGCCCGGCGUCGAAUCGCUCGAGCUGUACCAGAAGAUGGAACUGCCGAUGGGACACAAGCGCAAGGUGCGCGACCGUCUGCGGCCGUACGUCAAAGACUCGCACGGCGUCGAUCUGCUCGACAAGCUGCUCAUCCUGGAUCCGAAGGAGCGCACCGACGCCGAUUCCGCCCUCAACCAUGACUUCUUCUGGACCGACCCGAUGCCCUGUGAUCUCAGCAAGAUGCUGUCCCAGCACACGCAGAGUAUGUUCGAGUAUCUUACUCCGCCGCGCCGUGCUUGCCAAAUGCGCCAGUAUCAGCAGCAAAUGGUCAACACCAUGCAGCCUCGGCCCCAGGACAACAGCUAUCAGGAUCGCGUUUACUAGGAGGUCCACCAAAAGAAUACAAUUUCUACACACAUUAUUAUUUAAUCGCAGCGUAGAAGUUGAUAUACGUCAUCAUAAUCGUAGGAAGUAGUUAGUUUAGUAACGCGUUUGUUAUUUACGCGGGGUUCAAUAUUAUCUUUACAUUUAUUUUCCCAAAAAGGGUCCUGAAUUACCUUUUCAGCCGAAUGAAUUUAUUAAAUAAAACAAUAAAGUACCUUAA
Messenger RNA from Culex pipiens pallens (northern house mosquito), 1599 nucleotides. RefSeq names its product cyclin-dependent kinase 9 (gene Cdk9). Bases 183 to 1379 code for a protein of 398 amino acids. Gene Ontology annotation, molecular function: cyclin-dependent protein serine/threonine kinase activity; ATP binding. Gene Ontology annotation, biological process: protein phosphorylation. Lineage: Eukaryota; Metazoa; Arthropoda; Insecta; Diptera; Culicidae. The record is from RefSeq and is a predicted model, not a curated record. Gene Ontology annotation, cellular component: nucleus. The transcript has 2 exons.